Messenger RNA from Saccoglossus kowalevskii, 1009 nucleotides. RefSeq names its product molecular chaperone MKKS-like. Gene Ontology annotation, cellular component: nucleus; cytoplasm; kinociliary basal body. The record is from RefSeq and is a predicted model, not a curated record. Gene Ontology annotation, biological process: protein folding; developmental process; cilium assembly. Gene Ontology annotation, molecular function: ATP hydrolysis activity; ATP binding. Lineage: Eukaryota; Metazoa; Hemichordata; Enteropneusta; Harrimaniidae.
UAUUUUGUAAUUGUCAGGAUAUAUUACGUAGUAUCCUCAUUCAUCCCAUGGCUUUGCAAGGAGGCGGAUAUACAGAGUAUUGCAUAAUUCGCCACAUUAAAAACAAAAUUCAUACAAGUGAUGUUUCUAUACUUGAAAACCUUCAUUGUAGUCGAGCUCAGUUUGUUGCUGUGACUGACAUUUUCAUAAAGUGUUUAGAAGAAAUCCUCCAUAAACUUCCUAACUAUGUGAAACACUCUAUGAACUGGGAAGAAAGUCCUGCUAUAAAGAAUGGUGUGUUAGAUGCCUAUGAUAUGAAAUUGAAUGCAUUACAAGUUUCAGUUGAGAUUGCCAAUGUUAUAUUGCAUGUGAAUAACUUUAUACAUGAUCAGAACUAACUCUUGAGUUGAUAGUAUUAUGCAUGUAUGUUUAAAUUCAUGCAAAACUCUUGAAUAAUAGAUUGUCAUAGUAUUAGUGACACAGCUCUUUGAGUGAUAUGUCUAUUUCACGAUAUUACUGCAGCUUUUGUAAGAUUUGUAUAAAUUGUGUAAUUUGAUUUACAAGACACAUUUAUGUAUUUUUGUGAAGUUUUCUUUAAUUAUUACUAAUUACUAUUGGUCUAAAUUGUUUCAUGUUGCAGUACAUACCUAUAGUAUAGUUUUACAAUAGACAAGUAAACUUUGUGGUUGCCUAAGAGUGCAAUAGAAUGGAGACACAAUAUCAUUUGUUGUUUUACCACAAUUGAUAAUAUAAUCACCCUCAGAUAUAUUCUGCAAUAACAGAUUAUCUUUUGUCAUAUGUCAUUAGUUUCAUAUUGAUAACGUCUAAAACAUCUUGAAUAUAACAUAACUGAUGCUCAAAAGUAUGGAAAACAUCUCCCCAUGUCACUUACACAUUACAUGUUAGUGGUUGACAUGGCUCUUGUUUAAUUAAAAAUAUCUAAUGCUGUUCAGUUUGUAAAUUUAUUGUACUUUGCAGAACUAAUUAUUAACGAAUUUAUGUGUUUUUUCCUAAUAAAUGAUUUGAUUCA